UUCGUUUCUAUUCAUGUUGUAAAAUAGCAUUUUCGUAUUUUCAUGUUAUUGUACUCACAGGAGUUUGUCAAAGUAAGGAAAGACUUAUCCAAAAUUAAAGAUGAGUUCUAACAGAGGAUUCCGUCCCACGCCUAUUCACUUGGAUGCGACAAAACUGCAAUUUCAAUUUUUAACGGAACAAGACAUUUUAAAUUUAAGUGUAAAAGAAGUAACAGUACUUGAAUCUUUUGAUGUCCUUGGUAAUCCUGUAUAUGGUGGACCAUAUGAUCCGGCGUUUGGACCAGUGUCAGAUAAGUCAACUCCAUGCACAACAUGUAGUAACAACAUAUCAAAGUGUAAUGGACAUUAUGGUCACAUAAAGUUACCCUUAGCCAUAGUCAAUCCACUUUUUCACAUAAUUUUACAAAAGAUACUAAAGAUGACAUGUUUAAAGUGCUUUACAUUACAAAUAUCUCAGAUUGAAAAAGAUCUUUUGUUUGCUGAAGCACAGCUCAUCGAAGAUGGCCACAUAAAGUACAUAGAGGGCUUGCGCCAAGAAGUCAUGUCCUCAUUACCAGAAUCUAAAGGCAAAGGCAUUGCGAACUUGGAUGACGCGCUUGUAUACACAGCACGAGAUAUAAUAAAAUGUUAUGUAGAUAGAGUUUAUAGCCAAGCUAGAAAUAAAAUGGGACAAGUUUCUUUCAGCAGUGAAAACGAUGAUUCCCAAAAGUUUUGUUUCCAACGUCAAGUUUAUAUUGACAACGCUAUAAAGGAGAUCAAGCCAAAAGACAAGUGUAUCAACUGUCACGUAUCAAGACCAAAGAUAACUGUUAUAAAAAAUCGAAUAAAAUCACGCCAAAGGAUACGUUUGGACAAUGAUAAUGAUGAAGAAGUGGCUGAAGAGGGAAAAGAAAAAAUGACCGAAAUGAUGCUAAUGCCCGACGAUUUAAAAAAUAUCAUGCAAAGAAUCUGGAUCAGAGAAAAAAAAAUACUUUCAAUGAUGAUACCGUGCCUGAACUCGAUAAAUGUGGAACAUCCUACAGACAUAUUUUUCCUCAGCGUCGUUCUCGUUGUGCCUCCACUGGUGAGACCGGUCAACAUGAUGAACGGUCAGAUAAUGGAAAAUCCGCAGACGGAAGUGUACAAAUCGAUCCUCCGCAACUGCGUCGUCCUACGCAACGUCGUGCAAGCCGUGAAGACCGGAGACACCAGCCUGAUCCCCGAUUCCGGCAAACUGCUGAUCCGAGACAUGCGUGGCGCUACUCUCGUCGAAAAAAUGUACAACGCGUGGGUAGAGCUGCAGAGCAGCUGCGAUCACUUGAUUGAUCGGGAUCUUAGCAAGAACUCCGACUCCGUCAACUGCCACGGCUUGCGCCAGAUCGUGGAGAAAAAGGAGGGCGUCAUUCGCAUGAACAUGAUGGGCAAACGCGUCAACUUUGCCUGCCGCACGGUCAUCACGCCUGACAUGAACAUCAAUCUCGACGAGAUUGGCAUCCCCGAGGAGUUCGCGAUGAAGCUCACCUACCCGGUCUACGUGACUCCCCACAACGCAGCCUGGCUCAGGCAGCUCGUACUCAACGGGCCGGAAAAGUAUCCGGGCGCGGUGAAAAUUCAGGGAAUGGACGGCCGUACGUCCCACUUGUCCAAGGACAACUUUAUCCAGCGCCAAGCCAUGGCCAAGCGGCUCCUGACUCAGGACGAAAAAGCGACCAAAUUCCUCGACGGCACCAAAGUCGUUUACCGCCACCUUAUGAACGGUGACGUUCUUCUGCUUAAUCGGCAGCCUACUUUGCACAAGCCCAGUAUAAUGGCGCACAAGGCCCGCAUACUUAAGGGUGAGCGCACCCUGAGGUUGCACUACGCCAACUGCAAGUCGUACAACGCCGAUUUUGACGGCGACGAAAUGAACGCCCACUUUCCGCAAAACGAGCUCGCUCGUGCCGAGGCUUAUCACAUAGCCAGCGUGCCCUACCAGUACCUGGUCCCCAAAGACGGCACACCGCUCAGUGGCCUCAUCCAGGAUCACGUGAUCUCGGGCGUAAAGCUCUCGUUGCGAGGCAACUUCUUCGUCCAGGAGGACUAUCAUCACUUUGUCUACUCGGCGCUGGCCAUGCUCCCCGGGAACAUUAUUCUUCUGCCACCCGCCAUCAUCAAGCCCCUGCCAAUGUGGUCCGGCAAGCAGAUCAUCUCAACAAUCGUGAUUAACAUCAUACCGAGGGGAAAGGCGAGGAUCAACCUGACAUCGUCGGCCAAGAUUCACCACAGUCAGUGGCAGAAGUGGAGACCGCGUCCCUGGGCGUGUGGCGUUCCGUUCGCUAACCCGAUGACAAUGUCCGAAGCUGAGGUCAUUUUUCGAGGUGGUGAGCUGCUCUGUGGCGUCCUCGACAAGAACCACUACGGCGCGACACCCUUUGGCCUCGUUCACUGCGUGUACGAGCUCUACGGCGGAGACGCCUCGUGCAAGUUGCUCAGCGCCUUUGGCAAAGUUUUCCAGUGCUAUCUGCAAAGGAUCGGCUUUACUCUAGGUAUCGCCGAUAUUUUGGUGAAAUAUCGAUCAGACAGGAAGCGCGCUGAGAUCAUCAACAUGUGCCGACAAAUCGGAGAUAGCGUGCAAAAAGAAAUAUUGGAAGUGCCGGAAGACACGCCGAUGGAAGAGGUGACCGCGAAAUUUGAAGAAAAUUACCAGAGCAACCCAAAGUUUCGCAAGCAGGUCGACGAGAAAUACAAAAAAGCCUUGAGCGUCUACACCAACAACAUCAACAAAGCCUGUUUGCCCCGUGGUCUGAUCAAAGGCUUCCCAGAAAACAAUCUCCAGCUCAUGGUGCGAUCAGGUGCCAAAGGUUCGUCCGUCAACACUUUGCAGAUUUCGUGCUUGCUUGGGCAAAUCGAGCUCGAGGGUAAGCGUCCCCCGCUCAUGAUAAGCGGCAAAAGUCUGCCCAGUUUUCCGGCCUACGAUUCAAGCCCGAGAGCUGGUGGUUUCAUCGAUGGCCGAUUCAUGACCGGUAUUCGACCUCAAGAGUACUUUUUCCAUUGUAUGGCUGGUCGCGAAGGUUUGAUUGAUACCGCUGUCAAAACCAGUAGAUCGGGAUACCUCCAGAGGUGUCUUAUUAAACAUUUGGAAGGAGUGAAGGUCGAAUAUGACUCAACAGUCCGAGAUCAAGACAACAAUAUAAUUCAAUUCAUGUAUGGUGAAGACGGUCUUGACAUACUUAAAUCCCAAUUUCUCAAUGACAAGCAAAUGCAAUUUUUAUACGAUAACAAGGAUGCGGUUGUCGACGAAGAUCUGCUCAAGCAAAUGAAGCGCGACGAUAACCCGAAAACGAUAGAGAAAAUCUUGAAAAAGAUCAAAAAGUGGAAGAAACGUCAUGGCGAUGUGUCUUUAACAAAACAUGCGAGUCCCUUCACACAUUUUUCAGCUGCUCAUUAUGACCCCAACAAUCCCAAAAACAAAGUCAUGAAUGAGGGUUCCGGUCGUUACAAAGCUACAAUUUCGCUUAUGCGCAAGUGGAUACGGGCAGACGAUGAGACUAAAAAUUUGUACAAAGCUCAGGGUGCCAAGUGUCCCGAACCGAUAAAUUCGCGAUUCUGGCAGCAUCGUACAUUUGGUGUGCUGUCCGAAAAGCUCGAAGAUUUGCUCGAAAACUACGUAAAAAACAAGCCUGAUAUGAAUAAAAGCGAUCUUAGAGAUCUGAUAAGUGCCAAGGUCAUGACUACUCUGUGCCAGCCUGGAGAACCUGUUGGAUUGUUAGCGGCUCAGUCCAUUGGUGAACCAUCGACUCAGAUGACACUGAAUACCUUCCACUUUGCUGGUCGUGGUGAAAUGAACGUCACUCUCGGUAUUCCCAGGUUGAGAGAAAUCUUAAUGAUGGCUUCAAAAAGUAUCAAGACACCAAGUAUGGAAAUACCUUUCAAGAGUGAUUUGGUCAAGCUUGAAAAGCAAUCCACAAAGCUAAAAUUAAAAUUAACCAAGUGUUGUAUAGCUGAUGUGCUAAAGGAAAUUAAGAUUGACAGAAAGCUUCACCUCGUUCCCCAGCGACGAAUGAUGUAUUCCCUCACGUUUGACUUUUUACCGCACAAAUCUUACAAAAAAGAAUUCAAUGUACAUCCCAAAGAUACCAUUGAAGGUGUUAAGAAUAAGUUUCUCAAAGCGUUUUUCCAAAAGAUCAAGGAAGCCAGUACUUACUGUAGCGCGACCAUAAUGUGGACAGACGAAAAGGAACCGAAAAAUUUAGAUGAAAAACUCGAUAACGAAGAAGAGCCAAAUCUGGAUGAGUCGAUGGCGAAACUCAAGGGUCGCAUUGAUUUAGGUGAGACGCACGAGUCGUCGGACGAAGAAGAGCUAGGCGAAGACGCGGACGCGACUCAAGCUCGAAGGGUGAAACAACAUCGAGAAAACCAAGAAUACGACGAUCCCGAAGACGAGGAAAUAGUGCCCGAAGAGGAAGAGGGAGAAAACGACGAGGAGGAGAAAAAAUACAAGGGAAAGGAAAUUACGAAUACGGAGACGAGCGCGAAUGUUAAUACAGAAGAAGAAUCCGUCGCUCCAUCAAUGGAGGCAAUCGUGGAAGAACUGAGUGAUGAAAAGAGACAUGUAUUGGAAAAAUUCAGGUUCGUAACGGACUUUGAGUACGAUGAGGAAAAGUACAGGUGGUGCAAGGUCACGUUUUAUCUACCUAUUGCCCUUUCGAGACUCGAUAUGCCCUCGAUCGUCCGCGAGGUCGCGAACAAGGUCGUUCUAUGGGAAAUCCAGGGCGUGAAGAGAGCCAUCACGUACCAAAAUCAAAAGGGGAGCACAAUUUUGAAAACUGAAGGCAUCAAUAUUAUUGAGAUGUUCAAGUACGCUGAAAUUUUGGACCUGAACAGGCUUUACUCAAACGACGUUUAUGCUAUUUCGCAAACAUACGGCAUCGAGGCGGCUAACAGAGUCAUCGUCAAGGAAGUCAAGGAUGUGUUUGGAGCGUACGGUAUCCACGUGAAUCCGAGGCAUUUGUUGUUGGUUGCCGAUUACAUGACCACGAGUGGUGUCUUUUCGCCUUUGAGCCGUAAAGGUAUCGAAAGCUCGGGAUCGCCGUUGCAUCAGAUGAGCUUCGAGAGUUCAAUGACAUUCCUAAAAAUGGCCUCUCUUCAAGGUAAAUUUGACAAUUUAACGUCGCCGUCCAGCCGACUCAUGUUGGGUCUGCCAGUUACGGCUGGUACCGGAUGUUUCGAGGUGAUGCUCGAUAUCAACAAACAAAUAGAAUUGAAUAAAUACUCUCAACCAUUAUCUUUCACGUUGUAA
Molecule: messenger RNA, 5257 nt
Organism: Copidosoma floridanum
Lineage: Eukaryota; Metazoa; Arthropoda; Insecta; Hymenoptera; Encyrtidae
Gene: RpI1
Product: RNA polymerase I subunit RpI1
Biological process (GO): DNA-templated transcription
Cellular component (GO): RNA polymerase I complex
Molecular function (GO): DNA binding
Source: RefSeq, a predicted model, not a curated record